AUGGCCAAGGGAGGUAACCUGCAUAGGAAUACCUUAAAAAAUGACCACAAGCCAUUCAAGUCGAAACAUGCCACGAAAGGCCAGUUGAAAAACCAAUACAAGGGUAAAGUCGAAAAGAGUGCCAGUUCGGGAAGCGUGUCCAAGCCAUUGGACAAAGUUGCGAGAAAGAACUUGGCCAAGCAAUUGAAAGGUAACAAGAUUCUAGAAUCAAAGUUGGCAAAGAGUCUAUUCGAGGGGAACUCGGGAGCGCAAAAGAUCAUCACAAUAAUAUGCUUGACCAACGAUUUAUCUCCCGUAGAUAUUGCCAACCAGUUAUUCAACCAAGAUAAAGAACAGCCUCAAGCGGAGUUCCUGUAUCCGGGAAUACUGAACUUGCAAAUCAAGAAAUUCAAAUCAAACUUUAAAGUCAUCUUGCCCAACCAGAACAGCAUAUUGGAUGUUCUAGAUGCCGCGAAAGUAGCCGACUUUGUCGUGUUUGGAGUCUCGGCAACGCAGGAAGUGGAUGCAGCCUAUGGAGAAAAGGUCUUGCGAGCGUUGUUGGCUCAGGGUAUCGGCUCCGUGGUCGGGGUCUUGCCCAAUCUUGCGACCGCAUACCCCAAGCGAAACCUCCAGCUCGAUGUGAAACAGUCACUACAGUCGUUUUUCAACCACUUUUUCCCCGCCGAAGAUAAACUUUACAUGUUGGAACUGGAUUCCGAAAACUCAAACUGCCUUCGGUACUUGUGCCAAAAAUUCCCGCAACUGGUCACAUGGAGAGACUCGAGAAGUUGGCUCGUGGCAGAUACACUCACCGCUACGGAAGACGGGAUAGUUGUCGAGGGAGUGUGUCGAGGCACGGGGUUCAAUGUCAAUCGAUUGGUCCACAUUCCAGGCUUUGGAGAUUUCCAAGUCGACAAGAUUGAAAAAAUUGCCAAAUCGAGCAGCAAGAAUCGUAACGAGAUGCAAAUCGACGAAGAUGUCGAGAAUUCAUUUUUGCCUGAUGAUUCUAGAGAUACGUUGGACGAGUUGAAUCCUGAACCGAUUGACGAUGCCUUAGUUGAUGAAGACAACAUGUGGGAUGACAAUGGGGCAUUUGGUGUGCGGUCGGAAGGCAAAAUCUACUUUGAUGACGAUGCCAGCGCCUCACAAAUUGCGAAACGAGUGCCCCGGGGUACCUCUGAAUACCAAAAGAAAUGGUUUGUGGAAGAUGUCUUGGAUGAAAAUGCCUCCGAUUUGGAAGAUGAAGAAGCAGAGGCAGAGGUAGAAGAAGAAGAAGUAAUGGCAGAAGAGGAAGAAGAAGGAGAAGAAGGACAAAAAGAAGGUGCAUUUAUCAAUGCCACCACCGACUAUGCAGACUCCGAAAUGCACAUAGACUUAUCACCCGAGGAAGAGCAGCGUCAAUUGGAAGAGUUCCGCAAAGCCGCCAAGGAAGAUCUUGAAUUCCCCGACGAAAUCGAGUUAAACCCACAAGACUCGGCAAUUAAAACCUUGCUGGCGUAUAGAGGCGUGAAAUCACUUGCCAAUUGCGACUGGGAAGUUGACGAAAAAGACGUGGAAAAGCCAAGCAUAUGGCAUAGGUUGCUACGCAUAUCCAACUUCAGAGCCACCAAGAACCGUGUCAACAAGGAAUUCAUCAAACACGUUCAGAUCCAACCAGGCAAUCGCAUCAAGUUACUCAUCAAAGCACCAACGGCAAUUUUCGAAAAUGUCGAAGUCAAUGUGAAACCAUUCACGGUUUACGAGUUGCUCGAACACGAACAUCAGCUCGCCAUGGUGAAUUUCUCGUUUGAAAACUGGGAAGAAUACGAAACACCCAUUGCCAAUAAGGAGGCCAUGAUUGUACAAUACGGACCACGAAGACAACUCAUCAACCCUAUUUUCAACCAGGGCUCCAACACGAGAAACAAUGUACACAAGCAAGAAAACUACCAGCAUCAAGGCAUGUCAACCAUCGCCACUGCCAUUGCACCGGUCUUGUUCACCAAUGCACCCGUGGUGUACUUCAAACCAGGUGAAACUAAAGGAGACGUCGAAUUCAUCGGCAAAGGUUCAUACUUGGGCUGCGAUCAUACUCGUAUCAUUGCCGAACGAAUCGUCUUGACUGGCCACCCAGUCAAGAUCCAUAAAAAGGUCGUUACUGUACGUUAUAUGUUUUUCAAUGCUCAGGAUAUCAAUUUCUUCAAAGCUGUUGGGUUAUUCACCAAGAGUGGAAGACUGGGGUUCAUCAAGGAAAGUUUAGGAACUCAUGGCUACUUUAAGGCCAAUUUCGAUGGGAAGUUGACGUCUCAGGAUGUCGUUGCCAUGAGCUUGUAUAAGCGUGUAUGGCCCGAGAUCUCAACUAUGUAUGAAGCGUAG
Molecule: messenger RNA, 2334 nt
Organism: Lodderomyces beijingensis
Lineage: Eukaryota; Fungi; Ascomycota; Pichiomycetes; Serinales; Debaryomycetaceae
Source: the annotation of a GenBank genome assembly